AUGCAUUCUGUGAAGGCAUUGAGUCUUUUUAUUGCCAUGACACUUUUUUCAUCACUGGUGGAAACCAAGUUCCACAGGCCGUUCCACUACAACCCCUAUAAGGCUGGGCCAAGUCAACACCAUGAUCCAGGAAAACCCACCAGCAGACACAAGAACCACUGUGCCUAUGUUGUUGAAAAGACGGUGUCCUUCACUGUGCAGGAUGGGGCAGCCCCUUAUGUGAAAGCUGAGUACAACAAGUGUUCCUGGGGGCAAAAAUGUCCAACUCUCCAAUACCGCCUGCUGUACAAACCAAUCUACAAAGUGGCACAUAAAACUGUCACAGAGCUGGAGUGGCGUUGUUGCCCAGGGUAUUCUGGCUAUGGCUGUAUGGAGGGACAUUCAGCUUAUCACCCCCCCAUGAAAUUCAUGCCACCAUUCAAGGGGCCGCCAUUCAAAGGUCCACAGUUUAAGGGCCCACAGCACAAGGGUCCAAUGUUCAAAGCUCCUCUGUUCAAGGGUCCACCAGUGAAAGCAAACCCAUGGAGUCAACCCAAAGGACCUCCACCCAGCAGUAUUAACUCUUACCCCAUGCGUCACUUUGGGCCUCCAAUGUCCUCCUCCUACCCAGACACCUCCUUUGAGCCUUUUCCCUCCGAGCCACAACCAGUGCAGGAGCAUGAGGAGCUGCAUCACUCAGAGCAAGAGCAAGAGCAAGAGCAUGGGCAUGACCCUCAGCACAGUCAUGAGCCUGAGGAACAUGUCCCAGUGGAAACAGCUCCCCCUCCUGGUGGUGAAGAGUAUGAAGGCCCAGCUCUAGACAGCGAGACAGAGGAGAGACUGGAUCGAAUGGAGGAGGACGUCCAUCGUCUGAACCAGGGCCUGGAGACUUUGAGAGGCACCAUGAACGGACUGGAGGACAGCUUACGAGCCUCGCUAAGAGAGGAUGCCAACAGGAUGCUCUCUGCUCUGCUUUCUGCUACCCCUGGUCCUGUUCCUGCUCCAGCGCUGGCUACCAGUCACUCCGAGGUAGGCUUUGGAGACAUUCCUGCUGGAGACCCCGAGUCAGAGGGUUUGGAUGGCAGGCAUGUGUUUUCAGGCCUGGGGGAACUGAGUGGGAGGCUGGAGGAGCUCAGGGCAGAACUACAAGCCAAGACUGCAGAGCUGCAGGAGCUCAGAUCAACAGUGAUGGGUCAUGAUGGAGUAUUGAAGAAGCUGUCACAUGGGGCAAAAUUGGGAUCUGGCGCCAAUGGGACUCAGGAGGGAGACACUCAGAAGGCUAUGGAGAAGCUGGUGGAUGCCAAGCUUAGUGGAGCAAGGACAGAGAUCCUGGGUGGGUUUGAGAAGCAUGUGGAGAACUCAGAGGGCCGAUGCGAGGAGAAAGCUGGGGAGGUGCAUCGUCAGUGUCAGAGGGAGCAAGCUGAGAGGCAAGAGCAGCUGGAGGAGGCCCUGGAUGGCAGCACCAUGAUCCUGAGGACAGAGCUGAGAAACCUCCAGGCACAGAUCCAUGAUCUGAAGGCCACAAACGGCUGCUGUGGUAGAAUGAAUGGUCUGGCUGAGAGGGUGCAGCUGUUGGAGGUGUCAGUGACAGGCCUGAACCAGUCCCAGGGUCACCUCAGAGUGGAGCUGGGUGGACACAAGGACCACAUUGAGGGUAUGCUAGAGGGGCGGCUGGGGUAUGUGGAGGCCAAGCUCAACCUGACUGGGAAGACAAAAAGUGCCGAGAUGGGAGGGAGGAGCACUGUCUCGGAGAGAGGUGAGACAGUCCUAGAGGCCAGACUGGAGGGCAAGCUGAAGGCUCUGGAGGGACGUUUGCUGGCCGCUGUGGAAGAACUGGGCAACGCCACUGCCCCUGCUCUGCUGGAGGGCCACGCUGUACCCACUCUGGAGACAGAGCUGGAGUCUCUCCGAGGGAGGCUGGAGAUGGAUUUGGACAGAGUGCAGAAGCACCUGAACAGCCUGGAGAUUCUCUGCUCUUCCUCCUGCUCCUCCCCUUCAACUUCUUCUGCCAUCCAGGGAGAUGAUGCUGCAUCAAGUGCUGACCUGUUAGCAGAUGAGAACAUGAGGGGGAUGCUGGACACUCAGGUUGACCGUUUGAACAGCCUCAACACCACCCUGCAGGACAUCCUGAGUCGUUUGACCUUCAGGGACCAACAAGAAGGAGCAAAGGGAGAACCCUCUGUCCAGGAAGAGCUCACAAUCCUUGCAUUCAACGUCCGCUCUGUGAAUCGUACCCUGAAAGGCCUGCAGGACUCUAUGGGACUAGUGGUAAGCAAGGUGGGUCAAGCCAACAGCACCUGGCAUGAGAGAGAGGCACGUCUGGCCCAGCAGAUGAAAGGCAUGGUCCAGCUGGUGGGACGUCAGGCGUCCAUGCUUGGGUCUGGUGAGCGUAGACUGACCCGACUCAAAAGCGAGCUGCAGGAGAUGAAGAGGCGACUUGCUGGUGAGCUCCAGGGCUGCCGGAGCACAGCUCUGGGGGUCAAGAAGGAGGUGAUUGAGGUAGGAGGGCGUGUUGCCAGUGUGGAGGACCAGUGCAAGAGCCUGAAUCACAUGACAGAGGACUUGGAGAGAAUCAGGGAGGAAUUGGAAAGGCAGUCAGAUGGGCUUCUCUCUCAAGUCAACGGGACCCUCUCCAGCCAUGCUCAGCAGCUGUCUGACCUGAGAGAUGGACUCAAAAACUGCACCACAAAGAUGGAGCCCACACAGCAGAGUGUAGAGCUGGAGCCAGAGCAGAGACGAGGAGACACAUUCACCCUGAUUUAGUUU
Myripristis murdjan (pinecone soldierfish) is the source of this 2745-nucleotide messenger RNA. RefSeq names its product elastin microfibril interfacer 3a (gene emilin3a). The coding region runs from base 1 to 2742 and encodes 913 amino acids. Lineage: Eukaryota; Metazoa; Chordata; Actinopteri; Holocentriformes; Holocentridae. The transcript is spliced from 4 exons. The record is from RefSeq and is a predicted model, not a curated record. Gene Ontology annotation, cellular component: extracellular matrix. Gene Ontology annotation, molecular function: protein binding.